Messenger RNA from Aspergillus melleus, 5285 nucleotides. It is a transcript of the gene CCR4, whose product is annotated as CCR4-Not complex 3'-5'-exoribonuclease subunit Ccr4. Gene Ontology annotation, cellular component: nucleus; CCR4-NOT complex; cytoplasm. Lineage: Eukaryota; Fungi; Ascomycota; Eurotiomycetes; Eurotiales; Aspergillaceae. The transcript has 3 exons. Gene Ontology annotation, molecular function: protein binding; poly(A)-specific ribonuclease activity. The coding region runs from base 413 to 2653 and encodes 746 amino acids. Gene Ontology annotation, biological process: nuclear-transcribed mRNA poly(A) tail shortening. The record is from RefSeq and is a predicted model, not a curated record.
UCAAGGCGACAAGACCCUCAGCUCCUCCCGUCGUUGGCGUCUCCGCUGCAUCUUUGGUCAAGUUUCUCCGUCUCUCGCCAGAUCGCUAUCGCCCGCUGUUGUGACUCGUUCGUCCGACGCCGGCCCCUAUCGUUCGACCACCGAUCGCCCCUCCGCUCCGGGUAUUUGACUGCCACCGAGGUCAAUCGAGGCCCAUAUAUCUCCAAUUCACUGCGGCCGUGUUAUCGGGGAAAGCCUUCAAUUCAGGGUGGUUCCGUGUCAGGACCCCAUGUUGAAGAGAAGGAGAGAACGCAUUCCAUCCCCGACUCCUCUCUUCUCGCCUGCCACCACCCCGAGCCCAACGUCGCACUCCUCCGCCGGCUCCGACUCCCCUCCCCAAAUCAUCGAGUCUCGGUCUCGUCUGCCACGUUAAAUGGCAGAUGGUACCUACAGGUUCCAGCAGCCUGGGGCCGGGCAGUUCUUCUUCCAAGCGCAACAACCUCACCAACGGCACCUAGUUCGGAACGGAACCAACUCCCCAACUGGGAGACUAAAAUUCAACCAAGACGCACCCUCUCCUUCUCGAUCUCCCCCUAUUGGACAGGCCGCUGCGCUCAACCCCUUCACCAUGUACACGCAGACUCACCAAGGGCAGCAUGUCAUGAUGAAUGGCAGCCAGGCCCACCAGCGGUUUGGCAUGCAGAUUCCCAAAUUCCAGUCGCAGAGUCACCACCCACAUCCCGCUCAGCAAGCCCAUCAUCACACACACCACAACCAAGCUUCCCAUAACAUCAACCAUCAGCACAACUUCUCCAGCGGGGCUUUGGCUGCCGCUACGCCACAUUUUACCCCGGGCCAUCUCCAGAACGGGGCCCACGCUAAUCUUGACGACGAUAUCGAUGAGCCCAUGAACGAACAUUGGCAGCAGCAGCUUCAGAUGGCCGUAGAGUCCCGACAGGCGAAUUCCCCUCACUACUAUGCUCGAGCGGUCGCUCAGCAAGCGAAGGGCAUUCAGAUCGCGCCCAGUCAACCCGAACCCCAGGAGAAUGGGACCGACGGACGGAAUGGGGUGACCAAGACCAAACCGGCGCCGAGGCAGGGCUGGCAUGCCCUCGAUUUCGGCGGGCAAGGAUUGCGCGCGCUCUCUACGUCUUUGUUCAGUUACACUUUUAUGGAGAAGCUGUAUCUGGGUCACAACAAAUUGAAAGUGCUCCCCCCGGCAAUCGGACAGCUACGCAAAUUAGAGUACUUGGAUUUGUCACACAACGAUCUUACCGAGUUACCCGAGGAGAUUGGAAUGUUGACGAGCCUGAAGAAGCUUCUUUUGUUCGACAACCACAUUCGCACGCUCCCUUACGAGAUGGGAUAUCUGUACAGGUUGGAUACAUUGGGCAUCGAAGGUAACCCGUUGAACGACGUGUUAAAGUCUCAAAUUGUGAAAGAGGGCACGAAGGCUUUGAUUAAGUACCUGAGAGAGGAAAUGCCAGUUCACCUCCCGCCUCCGGAUAGAGACUGGGUGAUCCUCGACGAGACCGCCAACUCCCCCAACAAUCCCACAGAGAAGAUCACUGUUCUUUCUCUCAACGCCCUAUGCGAUUCCUCCGCAACGCAGUCCCAUUUUGGCUAUACUCCGUCUCGUGUUCUGUCGUGGGAGUUCAGAAGAGAGCUCAUCUUGAGCGAGCUAAGAUCGCACGACUCCGACAUCGUCUGCUUGCAAGAAGUCGAUCAAGGCAGUUACAAUGGCUUUUUCAGGGAACAGUUGGCAUAUAAUGAUUAUAAGGGUGUGUAUUGGCCUCGAGGCCGAGCAAUGGGUAUGCAGGAAGAGGAAGCCAAGUCGGUCGAUGGCUGUGCCACGUUCUUCAAGGGAAGCAAAUUUAUCCUUUUGGAUAAACAGAUGAUCAAUUUCGGACAAACCGCCGUUCGGCGACCUGACGCUAAGGGCCAGGAUGAUAUCUACAAUCGACUCUGGCAAAAGGAUCACAUUGCGGUUGUGUUGUUCCUGGAAAACCGACUGACGGGCUCGCGCUUCAUCAUCGUCAAUGCCCAUCUUUACUGGGAUCCGGCCUUCAAGGAUGUCAAACUGAUCCAGACGGCCAUCUUGAUGGAAGAACUCACGAAAUUGUCCGACACCUACUCGAAAUGGCCCGCAUGCACCGACAAAGCUGCCUUCCGAUUCUCCGAGGCAGAAGGGGAGGAGGCUGCCACUCCACCGGAACCUGCUCCGUCGGCGGAAUACUCCAGCGGCGAACAGAUCCCGCUAUUCAUGUGUGGUGACUUCAACUCUUCCCCUGGCUCUGCUGCGUACAACCUGGUCUCGCAUGGAGGACUCCCGGAAGAACACCCGGAUCUCGAGAAACGCCUUUAUGGAAACCUUAGCAAGAUGGGUAUGACCCAUCCUUUCAAGCUGAAGUCCGCCUACAACUCAAUUGGUGAGUUGAGCUUUACGAAUUACACGCCCGACUUUAAAGCCAUUCUGGAUUACAUUUGGUAUACGUCGAACACGCUUCAUGUGUCGGCGCUACUUGGAGAAGUGGACAAGGAGUAUCUACGCAGAGUGCCCGGGUUCCCCAACUAUCACUUCCCAAGUGACCAUAUCGCAUUGUUUGCGGAGUUUACGGUUAAAGGGAAAAAGGGAAAGGUUGUGGAGGCGGAUUUUGGACCGCAACGGAAUUGAGGAACUGGAGCAUGUCGGAAUCUUAUGAGACUGGUGUUUGUGUAGCCGGUUUAUCUUGUUAUCUCGGAAUCUUUGGGGGCUUUUCGCGUGUCUGUGGUGUUUUUGCCAAAUGCUUUUUCUUGCUGCCUUUUUUUGUUCCUUUUUCUCUAUUCAUCAUUCAUCCUUCAUCCUUUGUCAUUUCUCUUUCUCUUUCUACUGCGCCUUCUUUUUAUUUCCUACUCUUGAUUUUCUGAGUCUCUUGUUACUGCUGCUGUCGCCAGAGGGUCCGUGUGGAAUUCAACCUCAAUAUUUUCCUUCUUUUCUUUGUCUUUUUCUCUUCUUUUCAUUUUUCAUUUUUGGAAAGUAGUGCAAAUGGCGUGGCAGUCUUCUUCCCGUUUGGCAUGUCUUAGGCUAUGACUACGCUCUUCUACCUGACCUCGCAUUUCUUCAGUUACAUGUGUCAAUCUUCCUAUCUUUACGACUGUUCUGUGUUUCUUUGUUAUUAUGUCAUGCUUGAUGUGUUCGGCUUUUGCAGGGUCGGUUGACUGGGGGGGGAAAGAGUACAGUUGGGAUGAGAGAGAAGAGUUGAUCUAUCUUACGUCUUUUGUUCCUCUCUUCGGCGAAUGGGGUUCUUCGUCUCGUUGUUUGUCUGUUGGCUUGGUUUAUCUAGUCUCGACAGUUCUUUUCGCAGUUCUAGUGAAAGUAGAGUGAUGUUUCUUUUCUUCUCUUCUGUUUCUCGUCCUUUGGGAGUUUAGAUGCCCUCAUGUGUUGAGUAGUAGUAUGUAGUACGAUCGAUUGAGCUCUAUCAUGUGGUCGCCGCUAGGUAUUAUGGUAUGAUAUGAUAUACAAAAGGGGUAUGUAUGUAUACAAAGUGGGGUAUCAGAGAGAUACUUAUAUCCAAGCAUCAGCGCUUCUGUGUAUCCUCAAAGCGUCUCCAGAUGCCAACAAAGCCUCCACCCACGAUCCGAGCCCCGACUUUCGGCCGGCAGACCAGCACGCCGUCAUCACGGGGUGUCUCUUCACGGGGAGGAGUUUGCACGGCGACAGCGUCGGCGUCGUCUGCAGUCCACGACGACGGAUCAGCACGGGACUUCUUGACCGCGAAACGCACAUCCCAUUGCCUGCCGCCGCUGAUACCAGCACCCAACUCGACGACCCGGUCCAAGCUGAACGGCAGGUUCUGUUUGCGGAUGAGGUCCACGCACUCGCCGAUCUGCGUGAUGCUGGGCAUGAAGACGGCCAGGAUGCCGUUGGGUUUCAGGAUGGGAGCCACGUGGGGGAUGCGCUGAUGCGCCGACGGCAUGUCGAGGAUGGCGUGGGUGAGGAACGGCUCGACGGUCGGUUUGGUCAGGAGAGUCUUCGGGGUCCGUUGUCGGAUCUGCUCGGCGAUCCAGUUCUCCGCGUGUCCGACGUAGAAAUCGACGUUUCCUGCGUACAGUCCGCGUCGGAAGCCGCGGACGGUCUUCUCCGCGCGGGCCGAGAAGCUGGGCGAUACAUCUACCGUGUGGAUCACUGCGCGGCGCUGCGACCGCCAGGCGUCCCAUUGUUCUUGGAGAGGGUCGGAUGAGGGCGGCGUCGUCUCCUUUUCGGCGGUGUUAGACGUGUCGCUCUUUUGAGAUUGUUCGUCCUUCUUGUCCGUCUGGUCUUUCCGUUCGUCGGGCCGUUGGGGACGACCUUGUAGGUAUUUGAUCUGCGAGCUGGGUGGAAUUGCCGGUGGGCAUGGGUUGGCGGCCUGGAUGGCACGGGAGAGGUGUAAUGUCAGAGAGCCAUGGCCGGUGCCUGACUCCAGGAUCUCCAAGGGCGGUAGAUCAUCUCCCUCGGCGGGAGGAGCGACGUGGAUAUCGAGUAGGGAAACGAUGAGUUCGGCGUCCGGUCCGUAGAUCUACUCGGUAUGAUGAGCUAUGUUGGGCGGCGCAAAUCUCGCGGCGGUAAGGAUCGCGCUCAUACCGGCGUUACUAGACGAGGCGUCAAGGAGACAUAUUCUUCGAAGGUAGGAUGGGUGACUCGGUAAUCGGUCCCUGGUACGGCGUGAUAUCGAAUUGUCAGCCUUUUCUAUCCCGUUUCAAUUCAACAGUCGCCCAUCGUUCAGGUGCUAACCUUUAUGCGCUUGAACGCGACUGCGCGCUUUCUGCCCGAUGAUGCUUUCGUGUGGUAGGUAUCCGCGAGAGAGGUCGGUUUUAUGGUUCUUUUGUAGAGGCUUCGUUAAGAUCGGGGUUUUGCCAUGAAGGAUGACACGGUCGCCCUCUGGUAUCACGGAUCGGAUUAGCAUGAAACUCAGUGAAGCUAAAGAGCAAACGAAGAGAAUAUUACCUCGGAACCGAAAGAAAUCUGUGUCUAUCGACCGGGCAAACGUCUGAGAUGGUCGGGGAGGAGUCAAUCCCAAGACCCGACGCAGGGAUUGAAGUACACGAGCCAUUCAAUUGAACUGCGCCUGGCUAGGCGAGAAUGGCACGAUUGACGAAUAUGGACAAGUCAAGGAUGAGAAUUGAAGGUCCCCCAAAAAGAUCGAAUUAAUGAUGAAUAGUUCCUGACGGAGCUAGUUGGUCCAGAAGAGCCAAGAGGCGCGAAAAAAAAAAAAGAAAAAAGAACCGGCCUUAAAAGACGUGGGCCCAUCACAAUCUCAAUUUCCGUCAGAAAUAUGGGGAAUUCCAAC